AUGGAUGAGCCGGUACCGGGAUCGAUAAGGCAAACUGCACAGGACAAGAUUGCGGAAUCAGAGAACACACCUCAGCAAUCGGAGCAUGCGGCGCAGGACAAGAUUUUGGAGACGGAGGGCACACCUGAGCAGCCAGCUCGACCUCUGCCAGAUUUGCGUCAGGGCAUCCCAUCCACGUUCGAUUUCGAGUUUGGCGGUGCCAAGCAGAGCGCGUCGCAAGGAAGCGCUGCAGAGGGUAAACUUUCCCAAGAGGACAAACUCGACCUCGCAUCCGCGCCGGCGGAAGGAGGCCGUCGUGGAGGCCGCGAGGAGCGAGACUACGACCAGUCCGCAUACGAGACAUCCGUGGACAGACGUCGCCGGACGAUGGCAAGAUGGCUUUACGUAGCGGUCACACUCGGCGCGGUUGGCACUGGCGUAUACUUCUCUCGACCCUUCGGCGAUUUCGACGACAUUCCCAAAGGUCUUGAAGCUCCAGACACCACGAGCUGGUCGCCAAACAGCAUGUACCGCCGCGUUCGCGCUCGCAUGGGUCAUCAGAUGGGCUACUACACAGAACCAUCAUUUCCCAAACUUCUCCCUGAUGUGCCCGAGUCUCAGCGCCCGCCAAUGACUCUAGUCCUUAGUCUUGAGGACCUCAUGAUCCACACCACCUGGGACACCAAGAACGGCUACCGCACAGCCAAGCGUCCGGGUAUCGACUACUUCAUCCGCUACCUCUCGCAAUACUACGAACUCGUCCUCUUCACCUCAGCACCACGCGCCAUGGCCGACCCAAUCGUAGCGAAACUCGACCCCUUCCACUUCAUCAUGUGGCCUCUCGGCCGCGAAGCGACCAAAUACGAAAACGGAGAAUAUGUCAAAGACCUGUCCUACCUCAACCGACCCCUAAACAAAACCCUCAUCAUCGACACUCACGCCCCGCACGUCAAGAACCAACCCGAAAACGCCAUCAUCAUCCCCAAAUGGAGCGGUGACCCUAAAGACCCGCACGUCAAAGACCUUGUGGCUCUCAUCCCAUUCCUGGAAUACGUUGCCACGGUCGGCGUGGACGAUGUCCGUCCCGUGCUGGAAUCCUUCUCGGGUACCUCCAUCCCCGAAGAAUUCGCCCGCCGCGAAUCCGAAGCGCGAGCGAAAUUUCAAGCGCAGCUUGCGCAGGAACGUGGACGGAGAGGAAAGUUCUCACUUGGCAGUAUCGCGGGUAGCUUGGGCGUCAAGGGCGGCGCGAUGGGUGGUGGAGGCAUGGUGUUGGGAGAUGGACAGAGUGUGGCGGAGGGACUGGCGCAGGGGAAGAUGCUGAGUGAUCAGAUUCGUGAACAAGGGCAGAAGCAGUAUGAGCAUUUGGAGAAGCAGAUUCGGGAGCAUGGGGAGCAGUGGCUGAAGGAGGAGCAGGAGGAGAUGAAGAAGUUGCAGGAGGCGCAGAUGAAGGAUAUGAAGAAGGGGGCAUUGAGUUGGUUUGGUGGUGGAGGGGAGAAGUAG
This is a messenger RNA of Zymoseptoria tritici IPO323, 1479 nucleotides long. RefSeq lists its product as uncharacterized. Gene Ontology annotation, molecular function: phosphoprotein phosphatase activity. Lineage: Eukaryota; Fungi; Ascomycota; Dothideomycetes; Mycosphaerellales; Mycosphaerellaceae. The transcript has a single exon. The record is from RefSeq and is a predicted model, not a curated record. Bases 1 to 1479 code for a protein of 492 amino acids.